AGCUAUUCCCUUCAAUCGCAACUCCAAAUUUCUAAAAUUUGGAUUAUGAUGUCUGAUCAAGUCUUCAUAAAAAUAGGCGUUAGUUUGUUAUCAGCUAUAGUUGUACCUAUUGUAGUGUAUUAUAUAUCAAAUAGAUUUGAACAAAAAAGCAAUAAAAACUCUAUAAAGGGGAAGAAAAAGUUAGAAAACAUAUUAUCGGCUAAAGAAUUGCAAAAUCUUGAUUCAUAUGAGUAUGAAAUUGCUUCAUCAAUAUCAUUCAAGGAACAAAACACAUCAUGGUCUGAUAUAGGUGGGUUGAAAGGGCUUGUUGACGAUAUUAGAAAACGUGUCAUAUACCCAUUUAUGUAUUUUCAUUUAUUCAAAUCAAAUUCUCCACUAAUUUCUACACCAAAAGGAGUACUCUUAUUUGGUAAUCCUGGGUGUGGUAAAACUUUGAUCACCAAAGCUAUAGCAAAUGAAAUAGGCUGUCCAAUCAUUAUAUUGGAUUUUUCUGUCAUUUUGGAUAAAUGGUACGGUGAAAGUGAAAAAUUAGUCAAAGCUCUAUUUUCCUUGGCAGAAAAAAUUCAACCAUGCAUUAUCUUCAUAGAUGAAAUAGACUGUAUAUUAAGUACACGCAAUUCCAACGAUCACGAAGUAUCUACCCGUUUAAAAUCUAUAUUCCUUACACAAAUGGACGGGUUCAUGUCCGUCAAAAACUCCAGAGUUUUAGUCAUCGGUGCAACAAACAGAAUAGAUAUAUUAGAUCAAGCUAUCCUAAGAAGAUUACCCGAUAGAUUUUUCGUUCCCUUACCCGAUGAAGAACAAAGGUGUCAAAUUUUGUCCCUAUUUUUGAAAGAUAUACCAUUAAACACAGACAUAAAUUUGAGGAACAUAUCUCAGCUAACUAACAAUUACACAGGUAGCGAUUUAAAAGAAUUAUGCCGGUCAGCCCUUUCAUUGCGUUUAUUCAAAUCGAACCCACGUUUACAUAAUAAUUUUGAGGAUGAAACCAAAGAUGAAGCCUUUUCUGCUUGCAAACUAGUCAAAGAUUCCGUCCUAGACGAUUAUAUUACAGACGUUACAUUAAGACAUAUCGAUUUUCUAGAAACGCUAUCACCUUCGAUCGUUCAAAGUUAUAAGUCUCCAGUUAUAAUAAAUGAAAAAUAUGAUUUGCAUUAAAUUGAAUCAAAGAUUAAGUAAAUA
Gordionus sp. m RMFG-2023 is the source of this 1182-nucleotide messenger RNA. RefSeq lists its product as uncharacterized. Gene Ontology annotation, biological process: extraction of mislocalized protein from mitochondrial outer membrane. Gene Ontology annotation, molecular function: ATP hydrolysis activity; ATP binding. The record is from RefSeq and is a predicted model, not a curated record. Bases 46 to 1158 code for a protein of 370 amino acids. The transcript is spliced from 10 exons. Gene Ontology annotation, cellular component: mitochondrial outer membrane. Lineage: Eukaryota; Metazoa; Nematomorpha; Gordioida; Chordodea; Parachordodidae.